This is a messenger RNA of Caenorhabditis sp. 36 PRJEB53466, 2714 nucleotides long. Lineage: Eukaryota; Metazoa; Nematoda; Chromadorea; Rhabditida; Rhabditidae. The record is from the annotation of a GenBank genome assembly.
AUGAGUGAGAACAUGUUGGAAGUGUGCAAGAAUGCGACGGAACAAUGCGAUUGUCUGGCGGUGAUGUGUCCGAUUGUUUAUAACAAUUCGGAAGAGCUCAAGGAGUCUUGCUUCAUGGAGCAUUGUUUUCUUUCGAAACGAGCACUGGAUGACGUCACUCUUUAUAAGGUCAGUUCUCAGAAAACUAUAGUAGAUGCCUUUUUUCAUAGUUUUUCUUGUUUAUAUAAAAAACAAUAUGCAAUUCAAAAGAAAACUAGAAAAUAGGAUAGGAUUAUGGAAAAACAAAGAAAAUUCCAGACAACGGCGCUCUAUAUACUCAUCUUUCUGAUUGGCGUGAUUGGCAAUACCACCACUUGUCUAGUCAUGAAAAAGCAUCCCAUGAUGAAAACACAUGCGAGGUAGACAUACACCAGACACAACACACAAGACAGUUGUUUUCCAGCAUGUACCUAAUCAACCUCGCUGUUUCGGACUUGGUCACAUUAUGUGUCGGUCUUCCGUUCGAGGUACUUAUGAACUGGAGACAGUACCCGUGGCCGUUUCCGGAUUAUGUUUGCAAUUUGAAAGCGCUUAUUGCCGAAACUACAAGGUACUGAGAAUGGUACUGUAUUUGAGAAACUAAAUAACUAUGCAUUUCAGCUCUGUGUCAGUGUUGACAAUUUUAAUUUUUGCUAUUGAACGCUACGUGGCUAUUUGUCAUCCGCUGUACUUGCUGAAGGUGCAACCAUUCAAAAGAAAUGUAGGUUCGGGUUACGGUAGUGGAAAACUGUACAGAUGACCCCUCGGCCCGAUCGACCCGAGCUCCAAAUGUUUGAAAGUGUUUGGAAAGAAUUGUCGCGACAAGUGACAGGAAAAGAGAGAAAUAUUUGACAGGAAAAGAGAAAACGAUUUCUCAGAUAAGCACAAUCAUCGGAUUCACAUGGGUAUUCUCGAUUCUAUGCGCAAUGCCGUUUGCCAUUCAUCACCGUGCGGACUAUCUCAUGAAAAGUUGGCCAGGAACCGAGAAUCAUGUUCCGGUAAGCGAAUGUGAUUAAUCAUAAAUCGUAUACGAAUAAUAGGUGAAAUCCUCGAAACUCUGCAUGGUAGCAGUAAUGUUUGAGCCGAAAUUGAUUCCAACUUUCAAGGUUUGUCAAAAGUUUCAACUUUAAACGAAUGCAUCGGAAAUGCAUUAAUCUGUCGCAUUUCAGAUUCUUUUCCACUUCUCGGCACUCGCCUUUUUCGCUAUUCCGCUAUUGACCAUUCUGAUUCUUUACGCGAGAAUUGCGUGCAAAGUAAGUGAGACAUUUCGAAAAUACAAAGAAGAAAAGGACAUUAUCAUUUCACCCGAGAAAAAAAAAAUUUCUCGGCUUUCAUGGUUGCGUGAUCAUAGUUCGCGUGACUCUUGCAAGAAUAUUUCUAGCUCAUCCAGUCAAAGUCAUUAAAAAUCAGAAAAUCAUCAAGAAAUCGGUCACAUCACCUGUUCAGGUGUCGAGCAAUCGGACGAUUCAGCAAGGAGAAUUCGAUAUCACCGAGGAGCUGCAAAUGAGAAUCAAUGCGAUUUUGUGUACGUCCGGGUGUGAGCAGAAAAGAAGGGAAUGAAGGGGAUUGGGAGAAGAAUGGAGGGAAGAUUGGGGUUAGUAGUCAGGAAAUACAUGGAUAAAAUAAAAAUGUAGCCUAUUUUUUAGCAUGAUUCUAUGUAUUCUACAGAAUAGGUGGGGUAGUCCUAUCUGGGCCUAACCAAACACUAAUCCGAUUUCCAAGAAUGAAAAGUUUGCGGUGUGCCAUCUAAUCGACCCAAAAUCAAAAACGAGACAGGAUUACGUUGCAGGUGCCAUCGUUUCCGCCUUCUUCAUUUGCUAUCUUCCGUUUCAGCUACAACGUCUCCUCUUUUUCUAUUUCGACAAUGAUGUCAUCCUGGCCUAUCUCAACCAGUACAUUUACUUUAUUUCUGGUAGGUUUUGAAGCAAAAGUGAUACCAGACUAGAGGGAAAAAAGAGAGAAAAAGGCAUGGGAAGGAUGGAUGAAAUUGUAGGUGUCGUGUUUGUUUUAAGAAAUAUCGAAAAAGGGAAUACACAAAACAUUCGUUCGUUUUUCAGCCUGGAAAGAUGAUAACAGCACGCUUAAAAGUAGUAAAAUUUCAGGAUUUCUUUUCUAUUUGGCUACGAUCAUCAAUCCAAUCGCUUACAAUCUUGCAUCGAGUCGAUUCAGACGAGCUUUCAAGGAUAUUAUCAUCAAUUAUUGUUGGAGAGGGAAUACGGAGGGAUAUCCACGCUCUUCGUUCAGCAAAUACAGUCUGUAAGUGAAGGGGCUGCAUUGCAUUUGUAUGUUUUUGCCACGUCAUUGACAACAGAUGAUGUGAGACAGAUAUCAUUGACAAAGUGACAUGGAGGCUGCCAGCGUUUGGACUUUAGGACCACUUGAAUAUUCCGAUCGGGCCCAAACUUUGCAGACUUCUUGGACUUGGAUUAAAGUAUUUAUCGAUCGGUUUAUCGUAAUUUAGGAGAUCCAAUACACAUCAGCCCAAGUCCAAGAAGCCUGCAUGGCUUGGGUCCACUCGGAUUAUUGCGAGUGGUCCCAAAGUCUAAGCGCAGGCAGUCAAAUGGCCCAACACUGCUCACAACAUCAAUUAGAAGGAAAAUAACACUUUUCUUCAACAGUUUUUCAGUGCUCACACUCCACUCCGUCAAGCAAUGUCCAACCGCGCUCAAGUGUUCGAGACAACUGUUCAGUCCUGA